This is a messenger RNA of Pestalotiopsis fici W106-1, 2958 nucleotides long. RefSeq lists its product as uncharacterized. Gene Ontology annotation, biological process: organelle fusion; endosome organization; vesicle-mediated transport. The coding region runs from base 1 to 2958 and encodes 985 amino acids. Lineage: Eukaryota; Fungi; Ascomycota; Sordariomycetes; Amphisphaeriales; Sporocadaceae. Gene Ontology annotation, molecular function: protein-macromolecule adaptor activity; protein binding. The record is from RefSeq and is a predicted model, not a curated record. The transcript is spliced from 5 exons. Gene Ontology annotation, cellular component: endosome; HOPS complex.
AUGGCCUUGCUUAUGUGGAAAGCAUUCGACUUCUUCGAAGUUAGCCAGGUCAAGCUUGGCGAUGACGAGACACGAUCCUUCUUCGAAAAUAACGAGAUAUCGAGCGUCUGUUCCGGCUCCGACAGCCUGUUCUUGGGUACCUUUGACGGAUAUGUCCGUAUCAUUGGGGCCAGUUGGAAGAUUGCCCGCAGCUUCCAGGCGCACGAUGCCGGCAGAAUCACCCACAUGCGCCAGGUCGAGGGCACCAGUCUGUUGGUGACCGUUGCCGAGGACCUGAGCAACGAGCCAGUCCUCAAGGUUUGGGCGCUCGAUAAGCCAGUCAAGAAGACGGGUUUGCCCACGUGUUUGAGCACGCUUAGCAUCAGCAACGGCCGCAAGCAAUUCCCCAUUUCCGCUUUCACGGCCGUGGACGAUCUGUCGCAACUUGCCGUCGGAUUCGCAAACGGUUCUGUCACACUCAUCCGCGGCGACCUGAUUCACGACCGAGGAACCAAGCAGCGGACCGUACACGAGUCGGAGGAACCUGUCACGGGCGUCGAGUUCGUGUCCGAGGCAAAAGUUACUACACUGUUUGUCGCAACAACCGCACGGUUGUUAAAGGUCGUUGUAAACGGUAGAGGACAAGGCCAACCUCCCAAAACCGUCGAGGAUUCGGGCUGUGCUGUAGGAUGCAUGACCCUCAACAAGAAGACCGGCGACAUCAUUGUGGUACGAGACGAUGCUGUGUACUACUACAACCUCGAUGGCCGAGGACUCUGCUUUGCAAAUGACGGAACAACAACUCUAGCUGCCACGUAUCAGAAUUACGUCGCUCUUGUCUCUCCGCCUGCAUCAUCAAAGAAUGGGGACUCGGACAACCUGCGCCGGCGCUUUGGCAGCGGGGGUGUCGAUUCGCUCUUCAGUGCAUCCAAUUUCACCUUGAUCGAUCCUACCUUGCAAAUCAUCGCACACUCCCAGUCUCUAAUCUCAAAACCGCAAGCUCUUUUUGAAAUCUGGGGGGACUUCUUCAUUCUGACCCAGGACGGAAAGAUUCACCGAUACCACGAGAGAUCUCUUCAGCAGAAAUUGGAUCUGCUUUACCAUCGAAAUCUCUAUCCUCUUGCCAUCAACUUGGCCAAGAAAGCUGGCAUGGACGAGCAACAACAAAACAUCAUAUAUCGAAAGUAUGGUGAUCACUUGUACCAAAAGGGAGACUACGAAAGCGCCAUGGCCCAGUAUAUUCAGGCCAUUGAAAGUACAGAGCCAUCCCAAGUCAUUCGCAAAUUUCUUGAUACCCAACGCAUACAUAAUCUCAUCCAGUAUUUAGAGGAGCUCCAUGAGCACCACAAAGCAACUGCUGACCACACGACACUGCUUCUCAACUGUUAUGCCAAGCUGAAAGAUGUGGAAAAACUUGAAAAGUUUAUUAAAUCAGAAGGCGACCUCAAAUUCGAUACCGACACAGCCAUCGCCAUGUGUAGGCAAGGUGGAUACUAUGAGCAAGCUGCGUAUCUCGCGACUAAGCACGGUGAGAAUGAGCUAGUAGUCGAUAUACUCAUUGAGGAUUCCAAGAGCUACACUGACGCCCUGCACUUCAUUUGGCAUUUGGAGCCCGAAGCUGCGUAUUCAGCGUUAUUGAAAUACGCACGGGUCUUACUAGAACAUUGCCCGUCGGAAACGACGCAAUUGUUUAUCGAUUACUAUACAGGAAAGUAUAAACCAAUGAUUCAAGUCCCGCAUGUAGAAGAAGCGCCCACACCGUUGGGAAGCGCUCUUGGAGGCCUGGCAGCAGGUACUGCGAGCGCAGUUCAUAACCUCACAAGUCUACUACCGCUACCUUACAUGAAUACUUCAUCGAUUGCCAGCCCAUCGACUGCAGGGACCAAGGAGCAAGGCACGGGGAAUGUCGACGAGACUCGGAAUGCCAUAGACCCUGAUCUGAUUGAGCCGCCAAAAUAUACACCACCAGCACCGAGGACAGCGUUCUCGUCCUUCAUUGAUCACCCCGACGAAUUCAUCAUCUUUCUCGAAGCAUAUAUGAAAGAAGAAUCGUUCAAGGACUCGAAUAAAUCAGAUAUAUACACUACGCUCUUUGAGAUGUACCUUCACAAAGCCAGCGAAAAGAAGGGAGAGGAUCGGGAGGAAUGGGAGCAGAAGGCGAAGAAGCUCAUUUCCGGGCGUGAUCUGCCCAUUGAAAACUCCAAUGUCCUGCUUCUCUCACAUUUGUCUGAUUUCAGAGAUGGCACAACCUUGGUAAAGGAGCAAUCUGGUCUGCUCUUCGACAUUUUCCGCUCUUACACGAGCGCCAAGGAUACGCGUGGUGCGAUCAAGGCACUUCGAAAAUACGGUCCCGACGAACCACAGCUGUACCCUGCCGCUCUGGCAUACUUUACAUCUGAUACGAAGAUUCUCGAUGAAGCUGGCCCGGAGGAGCUCGCAAAUGUGCUGCGGCGCAUCGAUGAAGACAGCUUGAUGGCUCCGCUGCAGGUCAUCCAGACAUUGGGCGCCAAUGCAGUCGCGACAAUGGGCAUGAUCAAGCCAUAUCUGCAAGAGACUAUAUCUAGAGAGCGCCGCGAAAUUGCCGCGAAUCGACGGCAGAUCAACUCGUUCCGAAAGGAGACGGAGCAGAAGCGCACGGAGAUUGCAGAGCUAGGCACAAAGCCUGCCGUUUUCCAAGCCCAGCGGUGUCCUGGCUGUGGAGGUCCGUUGGAAUUGCCUGUUGUUCAUUUCCUUUGCAAGCACAGUUUCCAUCAACGAUGCUUGAAGCGAGGCGGCGAUAGUGCAGAGACCGAGUGCCCGUUGUGUGCAAGCAACAACAUGACUGUCCGCGCUAUGAAGCAGAGUCAAGAAGAGAGAGCGGAUCGUCACGAUCUUUUCAAGGAUGACCUGAGCAAGGGCAAGGGCGAUGAGAGGUUCAAGACAGUAGCUAGGUGGUAUAGCCAGGGCGUUAUGAGCUCUGGAGUGACAGUGCCAGAGUAG